Chaetomium strumarium is the source of this 791-nucleotide messenger RNA. RefSeq lists its product as uncharacterized. The record is from RefSeq and is a predicted model, not a curated record. The coding region runs from base 70 to 303 and encodes 77 amino acids. Lineage: Eukaryota; Fungi; Ascomycota; Sordariomycetes; Sordariales; Chaetomiaceae. The transcript is spliced from 2 exons.
CAGACCUACAGCGACCCCAUCACAAUCCACCGUCAAUCACGUAUUCACCUCACUGAGGAAUCCACCAAGAUGCCGUCCGAAAUCAAAGACAAGAACGGCGAGCCCAUCAACGAAGGCGACCAUGUGUUUGCCCGCUCGCGCGGCGGCAGACAUGAGGGAGACGUCGACAAGAUCGUGACUUCGAAGGAGGAGGCCGAGAAGGAAGGGGUCAAGCACCCGCCCAAGGUUCUCUUCACCGACCAGCAUGGCCACAAUGUGCAACACAACCCUGGGGCAUUGCAGCACGGAGAGUACAAGAAAUGAGUGAGUGGAUCGCGAGAAUGAUAGUAAUAAUGAGGGGUUGUUGGCGCAAGGGGAACAUUUGCAGUCGUGCGGCGCGGUUGAGUGUGUGUUCGUGAUGCGGAAAUCUCUGAUGCGGCUUCACGUCAGGGGCAACUAGUCUAGUGGUCAGGACGCUUCGUUGUGGUUUCGUAGAAUUCGAAACUUCGUUUCCGAAGAAACCCAGGUUCGAUUCCUGGGUUGCCCAAUGCUUUUGUCGGUUGCCCUGUUAGUGUACGGUCCACUGUCAAUCUCCCAUGUUGAGGGUUCAGCUUUGUGCUACCUGGGCGUUGAAAUCUUGUACAGACUCGGAGUUUAGUAGUCGUAAGAAAGGAAAGCUCAGUUAGGAUUCGGGGGACUCACUCCUAGGCGCGAUCAGAACAUCAGAACGCUGGCCCUUGAACCACAGGAGCUAUCCGUGAAACCUAGUGUAGAUGGCGAGUUAUUAUUAUCAAUCUAAGAUCUUACUUGAG